AUGCGCACCGUCUCUGAAGAGGAACACAAGGCUGCUGAGCUGGCAGAGAGUGAUGACCACAGCGAUAGUCUUAGUCGACAAACAAGCACCAUCUCUCGCAAUUCGAGUUGGGGCUCCCUGCACGGCCUUCACGGCCGAACACUUAUGAAGAAGAUUUUAUCGCGUCGAGGUUCGAAAGCAGAGGUUGAACCUGAAGCAACGGAGGCKGUGGAAUGUGAAGACUCGGGGAAAGAACAGCAAAGAGUAGAGAGAGUUACGUCUACAGAUACCCAAUGA
Molecule: messenger RNA, 276 nt
Organism: Ramularia collo-cygni
Lineage: Eukaryota; Fungi; Ascomycota; Dothideomycetes; Mycosphaerellales; Mycosphaerellaceae
Exons: 3
Coding region: 1-276 (91 amino acids)
Source: RefSeq, a predicted model, not a curated record